AUGUGCCUUGUUUUGGAGACAGAUGUUGCGGCGUGGUUCAUCAACAAGCGCAAGGUGUACCCUGUCAAGCCUGACCUUGACGACUCCAAGCUCCCGCCAAUCGACAUCCCCAUCAAUGCGCCAGAUCAUGCAGACUGGCGGGACGCAGGUGAACGCCCUCAUCCAGGCGAGCGCAAGGCAAGGAGCUCUGGCAAGAUGCCCGAGGCCACGGGCCAAGGCGACGCGCCAACCGACAAGAGCAUCAAGCGCCUGGCACAGGAGGCAGGCCUGGACACCAAGAAGAAGAAGCUGCUUGUGUUUGACGACGUCGCCCUGACAAACGAGGAUGGCGACGGCGGCUACUCCUACAUCAACGCCAGCCCCGAUGGCCGCCUGCUGGCUGACAUGCAAGCAGCGCGUGCCCAUCACAGCAACCGACAUGGUGUGGACCAAGGACGGCAAGCACCUCAUCGGCCCCUCUUACUCCCCUACUCCCGCGUGUUCAUCUGCGGCCUCGGUGCACAUGAGGCUGAACGCACAGUCAUCUACGAGGAUCCUUUCCUUGGCGCUGAGCUUGCAUGCGCCGCCGCGUCCGAUGGCGUCAUCGAGAGGUGGCAGAAGGUGCUUUACGAGUGCAAGCUGCACCGCGUCCUAGACCUCAAGUGCCUGGCGGUCGUGCCGUCCACCUUCGAGCACACGCAUUGCAUGACACUCACGCCCACCCUGUACAUCGCGGGCAACAAGACGGGCGUCAUCUCUUUGUGGCAGCUUGGUGAGCCAUCGACCUUGCUUGCAGAGUGGAGGGCUGAUGUUGUCGGUAAUGGCGAGGAGACGAUACAAGACGUGGGCGGAGAAGCAGCGAGAGGGGAAGUAGAGGCGGAACCGGCGAGCAAGGAGCGUAAGCGUACUGGCGUGGAUGCGUUGCGUGUCACCCCUGAUGGCCGCUUCCUGGUGACUGCGUCCACCUCCACCGACUUGCGCGUGUGGGAUCUCAGCACCCUCACAUCCACACGAUCAGCAACAACACAACAUGAAGGCACAGCAGCAGUGGCGCCAACAACGACAAUAGCAGCAACAACAACGACACGCCCGUUUGUGUUGAUCGUGCGACCGCUUGCGGACAGCAGCAACAAGUUUGCCUUCGCAUACGGAAACACAGUGCACUUCUACGUCAUUGACCACCACCAGCAUGACCACCACCAGCAGCAACAACGGCAGCAUGACCAGCAGCAGCAGCAACAACAGCAGCAGGAGCGGCAGCAGUAG
Molecule: messenger RNA, 1245 nt
Organism: Salpingoeca rosetta
Lineage: Eukaryota; Choanoflagellata; Craspedida; Salpingoecidae
Exons: 5
Coding region: 1-1245 (414 amino acids)
Molecular function (GO): protein binding
Source: RefSeq, a predicted model, not a curated record